CGGGGGCGAUGGGGGUUGGCGGCGGUGGCCGGCGAUGAGCACCGGGAGUGCGUGAGCAGGUCGGCGGGCGAGGCUGGGGGGCCCCGGAGAACGAGCCGCAGGGCGGAGGGCGGGGGCGCGAGCGCGGCGGGCGGCGGGCGGCGGCCUGGGCGCGGCGGCGGCCGAGAAGAUGGCGGACGGCGACAGCGGCAGCGAGCGCGGCGGCGGUGGCGGGCCCGGCGGCUUCCAGCCCGCGUCCCGCGGCGGCGGCGAGCAGGAGACGCAGGAGCUGGCCUCGAAGCGGCUGGACAUCCAGAACAAACGCUUCUACCUGGACGUGAAGCAGAACGCCAAGGGCCGCUUCCUCAAGAUCGCCGAGGUGGGCGCAGGCGGCUCCAAGAGCCGCCUCACGCUGUCCAUGGCGGUGGCCGCCGAGUUCCGCGACUACCUGGGCGACUUCAUCGAACACUACGCGCAGCUGGGCCCCAGCAGCCCCGAGCAGGUGGCAGCGGCAGCGGGCGCCGAGGAGGGCGGUGGGCCGCGGCGCGCGCUCAAGAGCGAGUUUCUGGUGCGCGAGAACCGCAAGUACUACCUGGACCUCAAGGAGAACCAGCGUGGCCGCUUUCUGCGCAUCCGCCAGACGGUCAACCGCGGCGGCGGCGGCCCGGGGCCCGGCGGCCUGCAGAGCGGCCAGACCAUCGCGUUGCCCGCGCAGGGCCUCAUCGAAUUCCGCGACGCGCUGGCCAAGCUCAUCGACGACUACGGCGGCGAGGACGACGAGCUGGCUGGGGGCCCGGGCGGCGGCGGCGGGGGCCCCGGGGGCGGCCUGUAUGGGGAGCUCCCGGAAGGCACCUCCAUCACGGUGGACUCUAAGCGUUUCUUCUUCGACGUGGGCUGCAACAAGUAUGGAGUGUUCCUGCGCGUGAGCGAGGUGAAGCCGUCCUACCGCAACGCCAUCACCGUCCCCUUCAAGGCCUGGGGCAAGUUCGGGGGCGCCUUUUGCCGGUAUGCAGAUGAGAUGAAAGAGAUCCAGGAGCGGCAGAGGGAUAAGCUUUAUGAGCGACGCGGCGGGGACGAGUCAGAGGGAGAGGAGGUGGAUGAAGAUUGAAACGCCUAGCUUCCCUUACGGGCCUCCCCACCCCACCGCUAGAGAGCCCCCCUUCCUGUUCAUCCCAGUGAGCUAGUGGAGGGGGAGCAAGGGAGGCUCCAGAAGGAGAAAACAAAAUUUAAAAUAGUUAAUUAAGAGAAAUAACCAUAAGAGAGAACAGUUAACGGACAAUUAGAGAAAAGCAGUAAAGUUCCAAGGAAUUGACAGCAACCUACAAAGAGAGGACAGCAGCGCCUCCUCACCUGAGCAAAAGUCUCAGCUUCUGUUGCUUCCCAGCUGGGGUUCCUAAAUCCAUCAGGAUAAUCCUGGGUGGGGUAGAUCCUUGCACAUUGGCCAAGGAACACCUCUUGAGUUACCCAGACCCACUGAUGACAGCUGAAUUUGUAUUAUACCUGGGUAACCUGGUCUUAAGAUAGUGUCUGUCCCUUCACCUCAUUGAAAUCAGCGUUUUGGAUCUAGAUCUUCAUGGAAUUCUUGUGAAGAGAGAGGCAUUUGCAGUUACCCAGUUCUGAGGGUACAAGUUUUAUGAAAAGGAAUGCAACUUUUAAGAAAUCAUAGACAGGCAAAAUAAGAAUUCAAGAAGCCACCAGGGAAUACAGAAACAAAUCGGAUCCAUUUUUUUUUAAAUGGUUUUGCAUGGAACCUGGAACAAGGCCCAUGUCUUGUCUUUGCAGAAUUAUUUUCCGGGAUGCAAAUGGAUUCAGAUGUCAGUCCUUGAACUAGAAUCCGUUAUUAUAAUAUUUUGGAAGUUGGCAAAAUUUUUUCAAAGAUAAAAGCAGUUUUUUUACAUUGGGGGUUGCUGAGGUAGGCACAUGAAGAAAUCAGGCAUAAAGCACAAGGAAAACUGUUUGAGUGGAUUGGUUGCUGCUCACUAAAGUUCUUCCCCGAUCUCCAAAUAUGGAGGUCAUGUCUUAGAUAUGAAUGAGAGCCAGAUCCCCGUGGCUCCACCGUGUGAGCCAGUGAAUUAUGGCUAAUUCGGCAGUUUCAGCCACUGGUUGGCUGGAUUUUAAACCGUAAAACUUGAAGAUAUCUACAAAAGGAACAGUGGCUACAAGCCUGAGCUUUAAUGGAAUAUAAGUCCUCACAGCAAAGUUCGAAAUAACCAAAACUGAAGUCUUCAUCUACCUUCAGUUUAAUCUGUGGAUUUGUUUAAAUACUAAAGAUCCUCAGGUCCAGAAUUCCAGCAACAUUUAUUCUUUUAAAAUAAAUUUUUAAGAACUUGAUCCAUUGUAUCAGUACCUCACAAUCAAAGUUGGCAAACGAUGGAUGAGUGAUUCAAGCACCGUGCCCUUUGGAAGCUGAAAUCCAUCUGAAUGGAGCUGAAGUGAACGUGAAUAUGCUGACUAUAUCCUGGAAGCAUUUUUAUACCAUCUUGAAAUUUCAACAAACUGCCUUUUGCCAGUUUAUCCAGCUGUCUUUCAAGAAUAAAAGUUGGGGUUUUCAAGGAUCGCC
Messenger RNA from Balaenoptera acutorostrata (minke whale), 2539 nucleotides. RefSeq names its product purine rich element binding protein B (gene PURB). The transcript has a single exon. Gene Ontology annotation, biological process: regulation of transcription by RNA polymerase II. Lineage: Eukaryota; Metazoa; Chordata; Mammalia; Artiodactyla; Balaenopteridae. Gene Ontology annotation, cellular component: nucleus. Gene Ontology annotation, molecular function: RNA polymerase II transcription regulatory region sequence-specific DNA binding; purine-rich negative regulatory element binding; DNA-binding transcription factor activity, RNA polymerase II-specific. Bases 170 to 1087 code for a protein of 305 amino acids. The record is from RefSeq and is a predicted model, not a curated record.